This is a messenger RNA of Cottoperca gobio, 1691 nucleotides long. RefSeq names its product ice-structuring glycoprotein-like. The transcript is spliced from 5 exons. NCBI's taxonomy places the organism in Eukaryota, Metazoa, Chordata, Actinopteri, Perciformes, Bovichtidae. The record is from RefSeq and is a predicted model, not a curated record. Bases 292 to 1200 code for a protein of 302 amino acids.
AUCUGCAUGAUUUAGAUGCAAACAAAAAAGACCUGCUGCAAUGCAUGUACCAAGGUGGACAAUGUGAAGGUAACGACGAGCCCCACAGAUACUACAAAGACAUCCCAACAGAGCCUGAUGUCAUCUUACCUGCUUUGUGUGGAUAUAAAAGCUACUGUCUGUUAACUGGAGGACAUCAACCAACAAACUGCAAAGGACACUGAACAGCUGAGAAUCAGAACAUCACAACUUCAGUCCAUGCAGUGAAGACAAGUCAACGACUGAGACGCAAUCUAAAAGUACCUUCCCAUAAUGAUGAUGAUCUGUGUCCUCCUGCUUCUGUGUGUUUCCUCAGGCAACACACAGAUCACAGUUGCCCCAACCACAGCGGCCCCGGCAGCAGCAACCACAGUUGCCCCAACCACAGCGGCCCCGGCAGCAGCAACCACAGUUGCCCCAACCACAGCGGCCCCGGCAGCAGCAACCACGGCGGCCCCGCCCGCAACCACGGCGGCCCCGGCAGCAAUUACAGCGGAAGCAACCACGGCGGCCCCGGCAGCAAUUACAGCGGAAGCAACCACGGCGGCCCCGGCAGCAAUUACAGCGGAAGCAACCACGGUGGCCCCGGCAGCAAUUACAGCAGCAACAGCGGCAGCAACCACGGCAGCAGCCCCGGCAGCAAUUACAGCAGCAACAGCGGCAGCAACCACGGCAGCAGCCCCGGCAGCAACCACGGCAGCAGCCACAGUUGCCCCGGCAGCAACCGCAACCGCGGCAGCAGCAACCACAGUUGCCCCAACCACAGCGGCCCCGGCGCAGCAACCACAGUUGCCCCAACCACAGCGGCCCCGGCAGCAGCAACCACGGCGGCCCCGCCUGCAAUUACAGCGGACGCAACCACGGCGGCCCCGGCAGCAAUUACAGCGGAAGCAACCACGGCGGCCCCGGCAGCAAUUACAGCGGAAGCAACCACGGCGGCCCCGGCAGCAAUUACAGCGGAAGCAACCACGGCGGCCCCGGCAGCAAUUACAGCGGAAGCAACCACGGCGGCGCCGGCAGCAAUUACAGCGGAAGCAACCACGGCGGCCCCGGCAGCAAUUACAGCGGAAGCAACCACAGCGGCCCCGGCAGCAGCCCCGGCGGAAACCACGGCGGCCCCGGCACCACCAACAACUACAGCUGCCUCCUCUGCAGUCAUCAACAAAACAAGUUUCCUUUUAGUCAUUGCAGUCAUUACUGGAGUUAUUUGGAAUUAAGAAAUGGACAAGGGACUUAAUACCACCCAGUUUUAGACUUUAAGUAUCGUUUAUGAAGAGACUGAAGACUGAGACUUUGCAUUUAUUUAUUUCCAUGUCCUUAUGUCAUGCACUUUUUAAGCACUUUGACUAACAUGAUGUAUAUUUCGUUGACAUGAGACCAGCAUACAUACAACUUUUACUAGCUGCUGUUAUCAUUGACACAGAACCAUAUGAGCCAUAUACAGUGAGCAGAUCCAACAACAUGAACAGCUCUACGUAUAAUGUGACCAAAGAGAUAUUUAAUAUCCAUACUUCAUUUUGUCUUGUAUUCGAUUGCAUUACACUGUGGAAUUUACUGGAUGGAGACACUGUGCUGCACAAGGGGAGAUUGUUCUGUCUCAUCUGCAUGUUCAUACGCAUGUUACAGUAUUAGGCCGUGUAAAGUAUUCAAAGUAAUAAAGUAUGAAAUAAGAA